Messenger RNA from Penicillium mononematosum, 2445 nucleotides. RefSeq lists its product as uncharacterized. Lineage: Eukaryota; Fungi; Ascomycota; Eurotiomycetes; Eurotiales; Aspergillaceae. Gene Ontology annotation, biological process: DNA repair; mitotic DNA replication checkpoint signaling; DNA damage checkpoint signaling. The coding region runs from base 1 to 2445 and encodes 814 amino acids. Gene Ontology annotation, molecular function: chromatin binding. The transcript has 3 exons. The record is from RefSeq and is a predicted model, not a curated record.
AUGGACGGUCGUCCUCCUAAAAGACAACGCAGAUCUAAGGAUUCAAAGGAUGAGCCGAAAAUAAAAUCAAAACGAAAACCCGUCAUUUCAGAUAGCUCCAGUCCUAUCGAACCAACAGAACCCUUCGCCCUCUCCUCACGCCCAAAACCCUCCUACUCGCGCGGCACAACACCAUCAACCCGACCCCCCUCGUCCUCGCCCUCUCCGAACAAAAAGACCAAAGCGCCACCAAAUCAAGGCCCAAAAUCCAAAUCCCUCCACAGCUUCUUCCAGCCCGCAACAGAGGGACAGCGAUGGGCACCACAAAAGACCGAGAAGCAGUCCCUCCCGCCGGUCAGGGAGACUGUCGACGUGGACCUGAUUGAAGAUGACUACGACUCCUACGAUGAAAUCUUUACACAACAUCUAGCUAAUGAGCGAGCGGGAAUGGGUCUGACGGCCACGAGCUCGAGCCAGACACGUCAGUCAGCGCCGAAGCCAGCACCAAAGGCAAAGGCAAAGGCCCAGGUCAAACCACCGCGGAAGACGACGAAACGGUUUCUUCUGUCUACGGACCGUGGGGAUGGCGCUGCCAAGGAGCCAUUGGCUGCGCAACCGGCUAAUGAACCGGACCGUCGACCGUGGGCUCAGCGCAUUGGCUGGAAGAUGCUUUUGCUGGGAGGCGUUCUGAGAGGUUACUCGUCCUACGAGGUCCGGCAGGCAGUGGGAAGACGACCACUGUGUCUUUGCUCUCCGAGUCACUUGGUUACGACAUUGUUGAAUGGAAAAAUCCCCCCGGUUUCGGAAUUUGGGGCUCGUGAUUAUCAAUCUGUGAGUGCACACUUCGAGGAAUUUCUUGGACAGGGGAACAAGUUUGGAGGACUUGACCUCGAAGAUGCCAGCGAGCUCGAUUCCGAGAAAGAAGAGAAAUCUCGGGACCAGCGGAUACUUCUUAUAGAGGAGUUUCCAACAAUGCUUGGCCGGGCGUCCUCCGCCCUCACAGCAUUUAGGACGUCUCUUCAGCGAUAUUUGGCUGCCUCUGCGAAUGACCAUGCCCGGGGCAGUUCUGGAUCGAACCACCCGCCCAUCGUGAUCAUCGUGUCGGAGACUUUGUUGGGGUCCGCGUCCUCGAUCUCGGAUAACCUGACAGUUCACCGGUUACUGGGGCCUACGAUCUACAACCACCCCGGGACAACGAUAUUGGAUUUCAAUAGCAUUGCACCCACUUUUAUGCACAAGGCUUUGCGGUCUAUUUUGGACAGAGAGGCGCAAACUUCCAGGCGUGUCCAGAUACCUGGGCCGGGUGUUAUAGACAGUAUAUCCGAAAUCGGCGAUAUCCGCAGUGCAAUAUCCUCCUUUGAAUUCCUCUGUCUCAAGGGGACGAUACAGGGAGAUGGGGGGGGCAACGUGGCCAAAACAAAGAAAGCUCGAGGUGAGGUUGCUUUGACAGCGAUGGAGAAAGAGUCUCUCAAGAUGAUAACCCAGAGAGAGGCGAGCUUGGGCAUGUUCCACGCCGUUGGGAAGAUCGUGUACAACAAACGCACGGACCCGAGUCUGAUCGAGGGCGAUGUCGAGAUCCUUCCACCGCCACCGGACUAUCUGCGCCACUAUGCCCGACCAAAAGCUUCGCAGGUCUUGGUCAAUGAUCUGGUCGACGAGACGGGGACUGACGUAUCGACGUUCAUCAGUGCCCUCCAUGAAAACUACAUCCCAUCCUGUGAUGGGGAUAAUUUCACCGACUGUUUCAACGACUGCAUUGAUGCCCUCUCUGAUAGUGAUAUCCUCAGCGCCGACCACCGACCAGGGCAAGGGGCACGAGCCGGGAUAGGAACUGGAAUCACCUUUUUUGGUAGCGGCGUCGACGUGCUCCGGCAGGAAGAAAUGAGUUUCCAAGUUGCGGCGCGUGGUCUCCUUUUCGCCCUUCCAUACCCGGUCAAGAGAGGGGUUGGGCCUGGAGCUGGACGAAGCCGCGCGGGCGAUGCCUACAAGAUGUUUUACCCAGCAUCUCUGCGAUUGUGGAGAGAGGCUGAAGAGAUUGAUGGACUGAUCGACUCGUGGAUGAACCGAUCACUCGAUCCUUUUGGACAACAGCAGCAGCACCUCUCUCAGAAUGGCUCUGACCUCACAGGGGUCAGUUCCUGGAAAAAUCUCCAGGUUGGAAGGUCGGCAUCAGCCUAUUCAAAGGAUAAAGAUAACACUCCAAGUAUGGUUACGAUGACGCCCCGGCAUGAUCUACUGCUUCAUCAACUACCAUAUAUGGCUGCAAUCCGGCGUCAGGACCCGGAUUGUUGGCAGUUGGAUAAGAUCACCAGCAUUCGCGCCAACCAGAACCUUCGUGAUGGACUUGACGACAUGGGGGAGUCUCCAGCACCAGGACCGCGUAUGGAAUCAUCCAGCAGUAAUGGUUUUGGACCUCAACUGGCUGAAGAGAAAUUGAUUCUCAGUGACGAUGAUAUUGUCGAUUGA